AUGGAUUAUACAAAAAUAUUACAUAAUAUAUUGGGUAAUAUUUACUGCUUUCAAAUAAUUUUUGUUUAUUCUAUUAUAAUCAAUCAAUAUGUAACCAAACAAAACAAUAUUCCAAAGAGGGUAGAAAGUCCACUUGCAAUGUUGAAAUAUUUUGUGACUCAUACGAGUCUUCAUGGCAUACAGUACGGAGUAGAUGGUCAACUGUAUAAAAUUGAGCGCGUCAUAUGGGUACUACUAGUUUUGAUUGGUUUCAUCUGUGCUUUUCUCGUGACUCUCAAAAUAAAGGAAAAUUACCAAUCUCAGCAUACCAAUGUUAUAAUCGAAAAUUUAGAUUAUAAUAUUGCCAAUGUCCCAUUUCCCAGCGUUACCAUAUGUCCUGGCAAUCGAAUCGAUUGGGGCAAAGUUGACGCGUUGGCAGAUGCUUUAAUUCCUGAAAGUAACAAGGAAGAACGAGACGUUUUCGUAGAGAUUCUAAAAAAAAUAUCCAUAUUCGACCGGAACCAUUUGGGUGAACUGCAAAUUCCCACCGACAGUACCAAAAUUCUCACUUUACUCGAUAGUAUCAACAUAACGGAGGUAUUAAUAAAUCUUAUGCCCAAAUGUGAUCAAUUGUUUCACGAAUGCACGUGGAUUAAUGAAAAGAAAAAUUGUUGCGAUUUAUUUGACAUUGAAAAAACGGAGCUUGGAAUGUGUUAUUCGUUCAACUCUUUGACAACUACUGAAAAAAAUAUAGUCGAGCCGUACACAACGAAUAAUUUUGGCAGUGGAAGCGGACUACAAAUUAUGAUUACAAAUGAAAAAUUAAAUCAUGUAGUUGAAAAAGAAAAGGACACAUCAUUUUACUUUUUAUCACAUCCCAAAGUCAAAACGAAAAGAUCUCGGAUGGUCCGGUAUGGAGUAAAAUAUGAUGUUGCUAUUAAAUUCACGGCCGUGCAUUCGUCCGAUGAAAUUUUGGAGCUAGAAAAUACGAACAACCCACCCUGCAAAUACGACAAUGGGCAAUACUUUCGGGACAACUGCUUGAACAAUUGCGCACAGAAAAAUAUACAACUUUUAUGUGGGUGCAAUCUUGAAUUAUUUUACGAAAGAGAUGAUAAUAUUCAAGAAUGCACUAUAUCGGAUUUGGAAUGUAUCUCGAAGAACGGUAACACUUUGACAAUUUUCAAGUACAAGCGUAGAGCGUCGUGCAAAGCUUAUCGAUUUGACGACUUUGUAAUGUCAUUGCCAAACAAGCAACCAAACGUCACUCUUUUGGAUUUUCAUUUUGACAGACCAGAUGGAAUACUUUACAAAAGAAAUAUUGUUGUUUCUCAUCUUGAUAUUCUGGUGCAAUUUGGCGGAAUAUUUGGAUUUUUCUUGGGUGCCUCUAUGCUGACUGUAAUAGAAUUUAUAUACUGCUUCAUGGCUGGAGUGGUUUUCUUUAUCUGUCGUCGUUUAGUUAUUUCUAAAGAAAAAAAAGAAAAAGUCAGAGUAAUUCGCGUUUCCCACAGAAGGCCUUAUGAUAAUAACAUGCGACUAUAUCCACUACUCGACUUUCCCAUUGGGCCAAGGAAAAAGAGGAUACUUAAAUAUUGA
Messenger RNA from Copidosoma floridanum, 1575 nucleotides. RefSeq names its product pickpocket protein 19-like. Gene Ontology annotation, biological process: sodium ion transmembrane transport. The record is from RefSeq and is a predicted model, not a curated record. Gene Ontology annotation, molecular function: ligand-gated sodium channel activity. NCBI's taxonomy places the organism in Eukaryota, Metazoa, Arthropoda, Insecta, Hymenoptera, Encyrtidae. Gene Ontology annotation, cellular component: plasma membrane.